Durotheca rogersii is the source of this 2611-nucleotide messenger RNA. RefSeq names its product Di-copper centre-containing protein. The record is from RefSeq and is a predicted model, not a curated record. Lineage: Eukaryota; Fungi; Ascomycota; Sordariomycetes; Xylariales; Xylariaceae. The transcript is spliced from 7 exons. Bases 241 to 2382 code for a protein of 713 amino acids. Gene Ontology annotation, molecular function: oxidoreductase activity.
UGGCUGGUGUGACAAUAUACACCUCUUACGCUACGUCAUGAUAAUACGAGGCCAUAUAAUACGCCGACCCCGUCCUCAUCGGGAAUAGAUCCGGAAGUCCUCUUGAACAGUGGGAUCCUUACGACGUAUAUCACGCCCUCGGACCCUCUAACUCGUCCCCCGCUUCCAUCCUCGUUCCCGAACCAACCCCUUUCAUAGCUUCCUCGAGCGAUAGUCUUUUACCGAUCAAAUACUAUCACUAUGGCAUCUACCGAGGGCUUUUAUCCCAUUAUCGGCAUUCAAGAUGGACUGGACCCCGACCAACACCAGCUGCUCCGCGAAGUGCCAGUCCGGAUGGAGAUAGACGACUGGUUUACAUCCGAUAAGCUGAUCCAUGUCAACCAACGCGCCUUGUUCUUCCCUGCGAUCUGGAAGUUUUCCCAGACGGACCCGCAUGAAAAGCUAUCUUGGUUUCAGAUUGCUGGCAUUCAUGGGAAACCAUUUGUUCCCUGGGAUGAGCCUGGAGCGAAACCGGCCGUUGAAGACGAGGGCUACUGCACCCACAAUAGUGUGCUAUUUUCCACUUGGCACCGGCCCUACCUGCUCCUCUUUGAACAAGUCAUCUUCGAGCUUAUGAAGGAGGUGGUGGGCGAAUACCCUGAAGAGGCCAGGCCUGACCUUAUUGAGGCAGCGAGAACCUGGCGUCUCCCAUACUGGGACUGGGGCCUGAAAAAGCCCAUCGACGGCAACCCCCGAAAACGGGACUACACUGUGCCUUCAGCUGUCCUACAAGAAACGGUUGAAAUUAGGUUGCCUACUGCCGCCGGCUACGGCAGCGUCCAAAAUGCAUUGUAUCAGUUCACGAUGCCCGGGCGUAUUACCAUGGGUGAUCCAAGCCUAGAAGGCAGGGAUCUAGACUUGAGGAUCACCGCGAGCGAAAUUUCCGACGGGGACCAGACAUACAUCUUCCCGUUCGACAAAUGUCAGGCCACAAGCCGGCACCCCAAGGGGACUGGCGUGACCCAGGAUUGGAUCGCGGGCAAGCAGGACAACGAUGCUAUCGUCCAAGAACUGCGGGAUUACCGAUGGGAUUCCGGGUCAAAAACAGAGGGCACGAGAAACGGGAACAUGACGGCAGGUUUGAGGGCGGCUUUCUAUCGCAUCCUCACUAUCGAGACGUUCGAUGACUUCGUAACCAAACGUGCCCCCAACCACGGUGCUGAUAACCCCAUAACAAAAGAUCAUGCUUACGACUCUUGCGAGGGCCUACACGACAACAUUCACGACUGGUGUGGCGGCGACUGGACGGAGCCAGACAAUAACAACAUUCGUCUCUCGGGCCACAUGGGCCAUGUGCCGGUCGCUGCCUUCGACCCGAUCUUCUGGAUUCACCACUGCAACGUAGAUAGGGCGACGGCUAUCUGGCAAGUCCUGCACGACAACUCCUGGUUCGACGGCUCGGACCCGCGCGAUGAGGACCUCGGAACGUUUUCCAUCCCUUUCCGGCACAAGGACAAGCCCACCGACCCGCUCCGACCCUUCCAUAAGGGCGACGGGGCAUAUUGGACAUCGUCAGACGUGAGGGAGCCAACCGCCCUGGGCUACACCUACCCGGGCCUUGAGAGAUGGCGGUACACCACCAACGGCGUCUACGACAAGCAGAAACACCUCAGGGCGCUCAAGAAGACGCUCAACGCCAAUUAUAACGGCGACUGGUCGGCGGCCCAGAAGUCGCGGCUCACCGCCGACCCCGGCCAGCUGGAUGGGCCACGGCUUGCGAGCCUGCGCGAUCUCCCCGGCACGCCCGACGACCUGAUCACCCACGACUACGUGGUCAACGUCAUCUACGAGAAGUUCGCCCUCAACGGUAACAAGUUCACCAUUCACAUAUUCAUCGGCAAAGUGCCCGAGGCGCCUCCCUACGGGCCGCAGGCCGCUCUCGUGGGGCAGGUAUCUAACUUCUCGACGGAGCCGGGGGGCAUAGGCGCAUCGCGCGCCGGGUGCGCGAACUGCCGCGCGCAGCAGGCGGACCGGAGCGAGUCGACGGGGCGGGUGGUGCUCACGAACGCGCUGAUCACGCGGUGGAAGAACCAGAUCGUGCACGAGGGCGGGCGCGCGGGGCCGGCGGUGCUGGGCGGCAUGACGCCCGACCACGUGGUCGCCUUCCUGCGCGCCCACCUCGACUGGCGCGUCACGUCGCUCGGCGCGCCCGUCGACCUGCCCUCGCUGCGCGUCUCCGUCGCCGUCGGCCGCGCCGACCACUACGCCGACCGCACCAAGAUGUCGCGCUACCACAGCUACCGCGCCGCCUACGAGGUCACCCAGGGCCGCCCCGGCGGCGCCUGCCCCGAAGACUGCUUGUAUCCCCCCGACCUCGCCUACAGCCUGCCGACACAGGCGUGAGAGAGAGGGGGUUGGGGGCCUGGAACGGGGGUAAGGUGUGGUAGAUCACCAGAGGGCUGGGGGCGCUGUCGAGGAACUUAAAGGAAAGAUGUCUAUCAUUAAUUCAUUAGGUGCGGAUCUCGGAGCUCGUUUUCGCGCCGUUGGCAUAGUAGGAGGGUCGACCAGAUACGAAAGCCAUCGUUGUUACAUAUCUUACAGUCGUUUCAACUUCCAUUGCCCCUUCGACCUU